Messenger RNA from Rotaria sp. Silwood1, 1083 nucleotides. Lineage: Eukaryota; Metazoa; Rotifera; Eurotatoria; Philodinida; Philodinidae. The record is from the annotation of a GenBank genome assembly.
AUGAGAUGGUGUCUUUUCGUUCUGUUUCCAGUUGUACAAUCAUAUUUAUUAGGAUGUUAUUAUGAUUAUAAUCAACCAUUAGUCUUACCAGAACAAUUGCCUAUUGGCGUAUGCACACAUGUUUUACUUAUUGGUGCAAUUAUCGUUAAGAAUCUUGGUGUAAACAUUAUUCAACAUCCAUAUAAUGGAUUAAAUGCUCUUCAAAGCAUGAGAAAUUAUCGUAUACGUGAUUCAAAUAAAUUAAAAGUCAUUCCAUCACUUAUUGGUGAUGAUAUUGAAUGGCAAAUAGCUAUAAAAGAUUCUAAAUCACGAAUGAAAUUCAUUAUAUCUCUUGUUGAAUUUGCUAAAUCUCAAAAUAUUGAUGGUCUCGAUUUUGAUUGGGAAUAUCCAUGUGGUACUUAUAAAUCAUUAUAUAGUCAGUUUAUUGAAGAACUUCGUAUAGUUAUUCAAAAAACAUUUGGUGAUGAAUUUCUUUUAACGACAGCUGUUGGUGCAGGCAAAUAUACAAUUGAUAAUUGUUAUGAAAUUGAACGUCUAGGUCAAUUACUUGAUCUAAUUCAUCUAAUGACUUAUGAUUAUCAUAGCAUUUAUGAUAAACAAACAGGUUACAGUUCACCAAUUUAUCCUAAAAGUAUUGAAAAAGAUGAUGCUCGACAAUAUAAUACAGAAUGGAGUGCUGCUUAUCUUGUUGAACAAGGUGUACCAAAAAAUAAAAUUCUUAUUGGACUUGAAGGACUUGGUCAUACAUUUCAAUUAAAUAAUUCAUAUAAUCAUGAUUUUGCAGCACCUGUUAUUGGUGUUGGUUAUGGUAAUGGAUGGAUGACAUUUAUUGAAUUUUGUUUGCUUGUUACAACUGUUGGAUCACAUUGGGAUGAUGAAGCUAAAGUUAAUUAUACAUAUUAUAAUGAUCAAUGGACAAAUGUUGGUGAUGUAAGAGCAGCAGUAGAAAAAGCUUUAUUUGUUAAAACAAAUAAUUAUGGAGGUGCAUUUACUUUUGGUCUUCAUCUUGAUGAUUCAACAGAUAUGUGUCGUCAUGGAGAAACUUUUCCAAUUCAUCGUACAGUUGCUCGACAUUUACAAUAA